This is a messenger RNA of Penicillium psychrosexuale, 4521 nucleotides long. RefSeq lists its product as uncharacterized. The coding region runs from base 1 to 4521 and encodes 1506 amino acids. Lineage: Eukaryota; Fungi; Ascomycota; Eurotiomycetes; Eurotiales; Aspergillaceae. The record is from RefSeq and is a predicted model, not a curated record. The transcript has a single exon.
AUGUCGUACAGUUCUGCCCAUCACAUGCCAUACAAUGCUUCUUCUUCAAACUUAUCGCGUUCCAAUGCUGGUGCCUAUGGCCGACCUCCAAGAUCUCAAAUUGCGAGACCAGCCAAUCACACCCCUAUGAGCAGAAGCUCGUCAUUCUCGGAUGCUGAAGGUAUUGGCCCAGUACCAGCGCCGUCAGCUAUCAAGCGAUCUACCAGUCGCGGAAAUCGCCUGUCCAUGCUUCCACGCCCCAGUAUUGGUAGCACAACAUCCCCAAAUACGCCAGUGUCUGCUUCCUCUCCUCAGAAUCCCACCCAGCCGAUUCACUCGACGCUUUCGAGCCCGGAGAUUAACAGAACAUCGCUUUUCGUUGCUGGCCAACAAUUGCCCCCGCCAAAACGAGCACGGAAUGUUCUACGAAGGAGGGCACCGACAAUAGGGAAACAUGUGGAGCAAUUGCACUCGGAGAAGCUUAGCCUUGUCAUUCCGCAAGAGCCUCAUUCUCUCGUUAUGAACAAUGUGUCAGGACACGGAAAUUCGUCAACCUCACUUUUAGGGCAAUCAACUUCCUCUUACAAACCGAACCACAAGAAUGAGAGUAAUCUGGCGAUUAACUCGGUGGGGUCUAGGUUCAAUGGUCCGGAAGAGUUGGCAAGCCUUCGAACGACACUCGAUACGCAAAACUUGCCCGCACCUCCUACCCCCUUCUUACUGUCAAGUAGCCCCUCGACAAGAUACUCGGAAUCUCCCAGUAUUUGGAGUCGGGGGUCUACCCCAACAUCAUUAUCAUCAUAUUCCCCCGGUAUUACAAAGAUUGGUCGUCUGAGACAACCGAGCACGUCGCAAACAAGAUUGCCUGUCUUCUCUCCUUCACCGGCACGUGAAACCACCCAGCAAGAAAGGCCGGAGCUCAAGACUCAAAAACGGGUACUUCCUACAAAGCCCUCUGGUGCAAGCUCAAUUGGGACUGGCAAUGGCCAGAGAGUGCCAUCGUCUAAAUCUCCCUCUACAGUUCCCCGAGGCCCGCCCCGCAGUCCGCCGCCAAGAAAGUCAUCCGUCAAUUUCAGCCCUCCAAAAGCUCCGGAUAUCGACGUUGAACAGGCUCGGAAGGAAGUGGAGGAAGCCGAGAGGCGUUUGUUUGACCCACAAGGGAUUAUGGAAUAUUCCCCCUCACGGAAUGCGGAGACACCACAAACUCCACCACGACCGAGCAGAGAUGGAACGCAUCGCUUAGAGCUUGAAACAUCACCGAUUGUUCAAAGCAACCUACGGUAUCUCAGAACAACGGGCCACACAAGACGCGAGUCGAUCGAAAAGAUUCUGGCGACCCAACAGCCACACCCGGCUCCCAACCAGUUUGCCGCUGCAUCGAUUGACUCGCUGCAAUCAAGAAGCAUCUCUGAAGCCCCUUCUCGGGAAGGCGGAUCUCCCGUACUCUCGAAAAAGACACCUCGAACACUGACCAAGGAGACCCCCAAAGAAAAGCCGGACUCCAAGCAAAUUCCAACGCAAAAACGGUUCGGUCUGUUCACAAAGAAGUCUAAGCCGGAUAUGCCAGAGAAUUUGGCGGAGCAAGGUCGAGCUACUCGCAAAGGUCCAGCCGCGGGGACAGGCCAUGAGGGCUAUGGAAAAUAUGGACAGCGCGGCCGCAAAGCAAGCGGCAGUAGCAGCAGUGGGACGAGAACCAGAUCAACAAGCACGACACGGAGUGCCGCCAGCAAAUGGAGUCAAUCGAGUCGCCCGGAGUUGGAAAUCGACGACUUUCUAAUGAGCCGCCUGGAGCCUGUCAUUAUCAACGGUGGUGGACUAGACGGCGCAUCUUUGUCACGAACACAAAGCGAGCAGAGUUUCAGCAGCAUAAGCGUUGCGUCCACUUCGAACCUGCCGCGGCAAACUCUGCUAUCAUACUCGACUGGCCAGUCUACCGAAUCCCUCGCGACUACGGGGACAUUUGGUGAGACCAUUAUGCCGAGUUAUUCUAAUGGCGCCAGAUCAAUGGGAAGCAGGGGCUCCGAAUCCCAAUCUAACGUGAGUGAUCGUUCAAACGCAUCAAAGUCACGCAUGCCCGUUCCAAGAGGAAAGAGACAUGGCAUGUUUGAGAACCCCCAGGCGGCUAUCACAAAUACGUCGCUCCCUAGCCACGAGCCAAGCAGUGCCACCUCACAGCAACCGAAGCGUACACAAACGCCCGCUGAACAAAUCCCCAAGCCCGAGCAGGUUGAGAAGCAACACCCCAAGAAAGGAAAGACAUCCGUGUGGAACUUCUUCCAGAAGAACCGUGCCAACGAACAGAAGGACUCAAUUCCUCCAGCGACCUCAUCCCAAACCGCGAAACUUCAUGCAGCAAUCUCCCCUGUUCUCAACCGUCGGCCCGUGGCCCAUUACGCCUUGGUGGAUGCUGAUUCGGACGAGCUCGAGGAAAUCAUCAACAACAUCGAAGACUCACCACCAACAGAGGAAGAAAAAGGUUUCCAGCCCGUGGAAGUUCCAAGAGGCUUGAGCAUCAGAAAAAGAAAGCCGUCAAUUUUAUUGCCAUCUCCACCAAAGAUGCACGGUGAGUUUCAAAAUGAUGAUCGCCCAUCACCGAGAACUGCCAUGUUCAAUCGCAACCUUAUGGCCCCGGAGCCUGAAACACUACCUGAACAACGUCCGCGCUUGGCUUCUGUCGGUCGGAUCCCACAGGUAGUAUCGCGGCGCGAUAGAAAUCACCAACCCGCCAUGCAGUCAUUCUCGCGUCCGUUCAGUGUUGCCGAAUCGGCUUCCCUCACGGUUCCAACGACAGAAAGCUCAUACCAAUCUCCACUUGUCGCCAAUGUUCCAUUGAAUUUGGGGAUUGGUCCAAGCGAAUCUUCAGACUGGGGCCAUGGGUUCAACCCGACUUUUAGCGCUUCCGAGGAGACUAGCGCUUUGGAAUUCCUUGCUGGGCCAUUCACAACCUAUGAGUUUCUUCAAUUUCCGCCGAAGAAAGGCUCAACCUCGUCAGAUAGCUCUGGAGCUCUGGCUGCAGUUACAGCCGUGCCCCCGAUUGCAGGUUCUCCGCCGACCGAUGACGAGGUGUGGAACGAGUAUGAUGAUCUUAUUGACCACGUUCUGUCGCCAGAUCAACCAAAGCCUGAGGAGUCGGAAAAGACCGAAGAAGAGGACAGGUUUGAGCUUGCAACGAUGGCAAGCAGGGCUCUUCAGGACGAAUUGAGUAAUGCCAAUAAUCCCCAAUCAGUACCUAGUGGCAAUUCAGUCCGCUCGAGUGGCAGCUCUGUUCAUCUUCGUCGUUCUCAGAUUGUCUCUGCUUUGCAAUCUUCGACCGCUCCUUCGUCUCAACCGUCUUACAGUGAUCUUGUUGCUGGACAUAGAGGCUCAAAUGAGGAGAAGACGCAACAGGCUGCCGCUCCUACCGAGAAGCAGUCUACAUUUCUUAACUCCCUCGCUGCCGUUCCUUCCCCCAGACCAAAGUUCCACCGAGAACAAGAAGCCGCAUCUUCCGAGCGUGAGUGGGAUGCAGUGACACGAACUAACAUGCGUUCUGCUUCGCUCAUGACUAGUCGCUGGCUGUCCUUCGGUCGAGUUCUUUUCAGCCCGGCGCAUAAUCACGUCAAAGCCGGAGGACAAGGGCGAAUUCUUGUGAUUGAUGGACUGGGAAAUGAUGACUGGUCCUUUUACUGUUCCUUGACAUACCCUGAUGCCGAGGUAUACAGCCUGGGUGGACGUCCUGUAUCCGCAGCCCCUCCCCACCCCGCUGCAUGGGAGCCUCCUACCAACCACCACAUUGUGUAUCACGCCGGGCUGGACAACCCUCUCCCCUUCCCAAAGGACUACUUCACAGUCGCGGUACUACGAUUUCCCGCUGUCUGCUCCGAGACAGUCCAAGGCAACAUCAUUCAAGAAUGCAAACGUGUUCUCCGCACAGGAGGGUAUCUAGAAAUGAGCCUCCUAGACCGCGACAUGGUCAAUAUGGGACCUCACACGCGCAAAGCUAUCCGUCAACUCAAAGAGAUGACCUGCCUCUCAGACUCAUCCCUCAGCCUGAAACCAACCAGCGACAGCGUACAACGCGAGCUCGGCGCGCAAGGCUUCGACAGUCUCCGUCGCUGCAUGGUUCGAAUUCCAGUCGCAGGCAUGGUGCUCCGAUCCUCCGACUCCAGCUCAUCAGCCCACUCCAUUUCAGUGGCUCCCUCUUCCACUGCAUUCUCGCUACCCACCAUAUCCGUCACAUCUGCGGGUGGUGGCCAAAAUACGAAAACUGUCUCGAGACCCCCCUCAAAUGACGCGAAUAUCUCUCUCGGCGAUUUGCUCUCCGAUCCUUCCCCUUCGCCGGCAAACGAUGAAUCAAUCGCUAAGAUCGUUGCCCGCGUCGGACGCUGGUGGUAUUCGAAAUGCUACGAGGAUCCUAUUGCCUCGAUUGGAAAUGCCGGUCCGAGUAUUUGGAAUGACCGGAAGGUGCUUCGCGAGUGCCAGAAGCGUGGCACCGGGUUCCGUAUGUUCAUUGCGUACGCGCAGAAGCCCAGUCAAGUUCCGCGACGCACAGCAAGUGUGUAG